CGUGUUUAUUAAGUAAAAUAAAUAUUGAAUACUCCGAGCAAGCUUAUAAUCAUUGUUCUUUUUCAAAAGAAAAGGUAAAAAAAAUUAAAAUUCAAGGUAAUAAAAAUGAAUCAGUCAAUGGACAAUUUCUUACCUUACAACUUGAACAAUAUAGAGGAUUCCAUUCUACUGCCAUGUGUAAAAGAGAUAAAUGAAUCACCAGAAACCAAGUCGAAAGGCCUAGAAUUUCUUCGUAAUGAAUUAAAAAAAUUACAAGACAUUGAGCCUUGCUUGGAAGAAAGUUUUCUACUACGAUUCUUGCGGGUGUCGAAAUACAACGCAUCAAAUGCAUUUCAAAGAAUGCUAAAGUAUUACAAGCACCAAGAAGUACUUCUAGACUCACUCAAAAGAAUAUCUUUGCAUCUUGAAGAAGUUCGCAGCUUAAACUAUACAUUUAUGUCCCCAUAUAGAUUGAAGAAUCACUCAGUCUUGGGGUUUCUGUUAGCAGGUAACAUUGAUUACAGUGAAAUGACCUUUGCCCAGCGAUUUUACUUGGAUAUUUUGUCUCUAACUGCAAUACUUGAUAAUCCGGUCAAUCAGAUAACCGGAUUCACAAUAAUCAUGGAUUAUAAAGGAUUUGAUAUUCGUUCUUUUCUAGCUCACACACCCAGUUGGACAAAGUUUUUUGUGGACACAUUUUUGAAAUCGUAUCCAAUUCGAAUGAAAGCUGCUCAUAUAGUGAAUGCUCCAUCCAUAUUUUUGACUGUAUAUAGAAUUUGUUAUCCAUUCAUUCCAAAGAAGUUACAAAAGCGAAUAUUUAUACAUCCAAAUGGCAGUUGGAAGAGUUUACAUUCUUCAGUUCCACCCGAAGUUCUACCUGAAGAAUAUGGCGGAAAACUAAAAUUUGAUUCUUGUAUCAAUAUUCUGGAAAAUAUUGAAGCUUUAGAUGCUCAGUUUCGUAUAAGAUUUAGUUUUGGCUACAUUAAAACUAAAGCAAGUCGACAAUCAUUUAGACCUCUUGUCAGUAAAAACGAAAUUUCUGAACACAGAGACAGUCACCAAAAAUGGUAAUAUUCAAGUGCCUCCAUGUUUAUAUUCUUUAAUAUGAAAUAUUUGUAAUUUUUGUCUCUAUUUUUUACUUUAUAUAAAAGUUCUUGGAUACUUUUAUUCCUAUAAAAGAGUUUUGUUAGAAAUGUACACUGAAAAACAUUCGAAUCCAUUCUCAGAAGAAUU
This is a messenger RNA of Argiope bruennichi, 1212 nucleotides long. RefSeq names its product clavesin-1-like. The record is from RefSeq and is a predicted model, not a curated record. Gene Ontology annotation, molecular function: phosphatidylinositol bisphosphate binding. Bases 106 to 1050 code for a protein of 314 amino acids. The transcript has 6 exons. Gene Ontology annotation, cellular component: membrane. NCBI's taxonomy places the organism in Eukaryota, Metazoa, Arthropoda, Arachnida, Araneae, Araneidae.